GACGGAAGUGCGGGAAUGUUUUGAACUCGCGAGACUGACGUACGUCCGGAAGGAUUUAUCGGAUAAAUUUUCCACUUUUACCUCCCCGUUACUCGCUUUCUGCGCCCUACGGAUCCCCAGGGAGCGGAAUUUCCUGAUGUGGGCCGAGCAGACGAAAAAGGACUUCCAAAAAAUGUCCUUCAUCGACAGCAAGAGGACGAACCGUUGGGAGCCCCCGGCGACCGAGGAAGAGUUGAAAAAGCGGUACCGGAAAACCGUGGAGUACGCGCGGAAAAUGCAGAAGUUUGUGCAGGCGGUCACCCUAUCAAAUGUAAAAAUGUCUGGGUCUGGAAGAUUGCCAGGCUUGUCAUGCACAUUGUGCGUGACUCCUGAUGUCUGUGAUGCAUGCCCUAGCAGCACAGAUUUUGUGAGGGCUUCCUGAUGCCUAUGCCGCAUGACAAAUGCUCUUUCCGUGUAGCAAAACUUGGACUCUCUUUGCUGCUCAUGCAAUGCAGAUUUUUUUAGAAUCCAAAAUCAGCAUGACAAGUUGGAAUUCCAGACCCAGACAUUUUUACAGUUGAUACACACCGCAGGAGCUGGACGGAGAUCCGUACGCGAGCGAGGAAACUAUGCUGCAUAUCCACAGUAAAUUUCCUGUACACGUACAAAUGCAGCCACUGCAUGACAAAACUUGCCUUCAAUCCUAGUCUAGCAUGACAAGGUGGACACUGCAAGUUAGCGAAAUUUGUCAUGCAUUUUGUACAUGUACACGUACAGGAAAUUUACAUUGCAUACUGCAGAGGUUGAAAAACACAAUCACCGGCGGUGGCGAGGACGCCGCACGGGCGCGGAGAGGAACAACUUCUGCGAGAAGUAGUGCUAACUCCGGGAAGAACAGUGGUGGGCAGCUGUUGAACCACGAGUACGUCGUGGAUGUGGACGACGAAACGGUUUUCAGAUCAAUUAUGGCGUUCUCAAACGUUACAUUCUCAACUGUUUACAUGAUUUGUCGUGCAAAAUGAUCAUCAAGAUCCACACGAUCAAGCGGCUUCGCAUGACAAAUUUGCGAAUGGCUAAACAGCACCCAAAUCUGUUCGGAAUUUGUAGUGCUACAGAUGCAACCUCCCCCCUUUCACUUUUCCCAUUCUUGCAUGACAAAUCCAUGUAACACUUGAGAAUGUAACAGUUGAGAACGCCAUAUCAAUUUUAAGAGAGCGUCCGGACACGAACGGCGCGAUCUGGGACGAAAUUUGGAACCCGUACGGGGACUUUGAAAUGGACGUGGUGAGUGGGCGAGAAAAUCAAAAAACGAGCUCCAAAGGAUCGGGGAAGAAAGGAGCGGGAACUACAAGUGGAGGAUCUUCUUCCUUCGCGGAAAAUGGUCAGCAACAACCACCGCAGGCCACCCAGCAGCAGUUUUAUGACCAGGCUUACUCGAACCGGAACUAUGACAGUGAAAAUUUGAAAAUCAACGUGGAGCAGCAGCUUCGGUCCACGCAACUGAACAAGAUGCUGAAGCCGAAGAAAAUGCCCCGGGACCGCCUGUUUCUCUUCGUCGACUACGAGGAUUUGCACCGACAGCUGGCUUAUCAAAUGCAAAUAUGUCUGGGUCUGGAAAAGGUCAUGCUGUUUUUGCAUGACACAGAAGGUCUGGCAUGGAAGCCUUAGCAUGACAGAUUUCGAGAAUCUUUCGCAUUGCCUAAUCCGCAUGAAAAAUCCCCCACUUUGGUGACAGGAAAUGGGCAUCUUUUGCUGCCUCUGCAUGAGAGAUUUGUUUGUGUUGCGAAAUGCGCAUCACAAGUUCGCAUCCUUCCAGACGCAGACAUAUUUGCAAUGCAUAUUGCCGAAGCGGGAUGGAUCGCGUGGAGCGACAGUUCUUUGACGGGACACUUGUGGAAUCUGGAGGACCCCGACCAUGCGCGGUACUGGGACAACGAUCUGGAAGGCUAUCAAAUGCAAAAAUGUCUGGGUCUGGAAGAAUUCAACUUGUGAUGCUGAAUUUGAAUUACAAAAAAAUCUGUAUUGCAUGGGCAGCAAAGGGAGCGUAAUGCCUGCUACGCGGGGAGGGCAUUUGUCAUGCGGAAUAGGCAUCAAGAAGCCCUCAAAAAAUCUGUGAUGCUAGGGCAUGCAUCACAGACAUCAUGGCUCAUGCAAAAUGUGCAUGACAAGUCUCAGAACCUUCCAGACCCAGACAUUUUUACAUUUGAUAAAGGCCCCGACAAGACGAAUACCGGGGACAACACGGCGGAUUUCCAGAAGUUCACGUAUUUGCCGAAGCAUGUCGAUCUGGCGGAGCGAGCGAACCAGAUCGAGGACAUCAUUUUCGGCCCGAUCGUCUGGGACACGUCGAUCAGUGGCGGCAGUAGUUCAUCGGGCUUGCUGGCGUUGCAACAACAGAAUCUUUAUGCAUUGCAAAAGUAUCGUACUAGUAUAAAAAUAAAUCGCAAUACAAAUUUUUUCAGAAGGAAAAAUGGAAUUUGUAAUGCUGAUUUCGCUAAAGAAACAAGAUUUGUCAUGCAUGACUGGUGCAAUUAGUUGUACGAGUGCGGUACUUUUGCGCAGGAUAAUCUUCAAAACAGUUUGAUGCCGGGGAUGACACCCGCGAACGCGGGCGGGUACGAUUUGUCGAAGUUUAUGGGCAACUCGAAUCACCCGGAAACGCCCUUCCACCUGCCAGAGUCGCCGAAUUUCGGCUUAGGUUCCACCACGUUCUCCCACCAGCACACCGUGGACCAGUACACGUUUUUACCGCGGAGAAGCUUGAAAUUCGAACCGCAUUCAGCUUUACCCUCCGCUUCCGGGGAGAAACUCCGGGUGGUGGCGGCCAAGCCAGACUCCUCCGUUUCCGCGACGUUUGGCUUAUUUCCGGAUGAGGCUGAUGAGGAUUUGAUCUCGGAAGCGCUGCAUGCGCAGGAGAUCAACAUGAAGACCGGGGUGGACAGUAAUGGAAACCCUGUGCAUGAAAAGCAAAAACUGUCCAACGACCUGCGGCGCGAAAAGCUGAACUUGAUGACCUGGCGCAGUGCGGGGUAUAGGGUUUUGCGCUGCGGGAAGACCUUUCUCCAGUACGUGUAUCAAGUGCAAAAAUGUCUGGGUCUGGAAGAGUGCGCGAUUUGCCGUGCUGCUUUUCCAUGGCCCGCGAGGUCUGGAAUGCAGGACCUAGCAUGACAGAUUCUGCGAGACCUUUCUAAUGCCUAUCCUGCAUGACAAACUACCUCCUGGCUUCGUCAAAACUGGACGACUUUUGGUAAUCAUGCAACACAGAUUUUUGCAUGCUGCAGAUUUAGCAUGACAAGGUGAAAAUCGGUUUGCUAUUCUCGAGGUCAUGAGCCCUGCAGAUCUUCUGCAGGAAAUUUGUGACGCCGCGGCGCAUAUCCUUGCGGGAACGUAUUGAGCCCUUCAAGUAUAUUCGCCCUAUUUUUGCAUGCGCGGCGUGGGGGUUUGGAAUUGGUGUCGGUCUGUCAUUUGCUCUCAUUCGGUCGUGGGGCUUCACAGAAAGAUACAGGAAUCGUACUCGCGGGCGGGGAAAAAUUGCAUAUGGGGCUGUAGAUGUAGCUGUAGUCUGUGUAGAUCAUCAUCACUUCCUUUCUAGUUUCCUUACAAACCCUGAUAGACUGUUAUGUAGAAUGCAUGAGCACGUUUAGAAGAAAGAAUGGCGCAGAGAGAGCAGUUGAGAGAGCGGAGGAGUGAGCAGCAUGAGCGAGCAGCAUGAGCGAGCAGCGCCGCGGCAGUGCCCGCGGAACGAAAGCCGACGGGACCCGGCCCAGAAGCAAAAACUAGCAAAAGCCAAAAAGAACAAACCGCCGGGGGCCCCAUGCCAUUCGUCUUCGGCAAGCCGGGGGGCCACAGCCCGGCAGUAGUAGCAGGCGGCAGCAGUAGCAGUGCACUAACUAGAUACUAGCUUAAAGGGGUCUUAGCGCAAAGAAAGAGGGGCAAGUCCAAGAGGCUUUUGCAUGGGGUCCACUGGUCACCGUUUCGCGCGAGCCAUUCGGUGGACGACUGACCCCGCCCCAUUUAGAUAGCCGCUAUGCGGGAGCUUUGUAAAAACUGGACUUCGUCCGUCUCCGGGUGGCGUGCCCGGGGUUCAGUAUAAAUAAAUUUGCCCGGGAAAAUACCACGCAGCGGUGCAUUCUGGCUUUCUUGUAUGCCAGUCGGGGUCUACCCUUUCUCCACGUCGUCAAAUGUGGUUAUUGGGUUCAGUUGGCAUGUGUCAGGGGGUUCCUGUCUUUGGCAUUUCCCGGCUCCUCCCAUGGGUUCACUUCGAUGAUUGCCGCCGGGGACGUUCUUAUGCAGUCAGCCGGAUGACUGUGACCUGGCUCGUACUGUGAACGCAGCUGGAUGACUGUGACCUGGCUCGUCUUCGAUGGGCAGGCGGAUGACUGUGACCUGUCUCGCCCAUCAAGAUCCCUAAUCCGUAGCUCCUAGACGUUGCCUGGCCCGCGAAUGACUCCACGGCAGCCGGAUGUCCGUGACCUGGUUAUAAAGGGCUUCGUCGAUCGAUUGUGCCACUAGGGCCUUGUGUUCCGGCUACUCCGGAUCGCAAUCGAUGGAGGGCGGGACCUGCACCGGCGACAGGCGCUAUCCAACCAACCAACAAGUUGCAAUCUUCCAGACCCAGACAUUUUUACAUUUGAUAACGUCGCCGAAGCGGCGAUUGUGACCGCGGAACGGUCGUUGCUGAUCGCGUGUGCGUAUCCUGUGCAAAAGUAUCGUACUCGUAGUAAUUGCAUUUAUGCAUCACAAAUUUCUUUUUCAAGGUAAAUCAGCACUACAAAUUUAAUUUGUAAUGCUAAGUCAAUUUGUCAUGCAAUUCAUACUAGAACUAGUGCGAUACUUUUGCAAUGCAUAGUGCGGAAAUUGACGAGAAGCGCAAGGUCUUCGACGCCGCGAGGCUGUUGGAGCGCAUCUACCUGAAGUUAGACGUGGUCACCUCGGCCGCGCACCUGUUGGAAUUCGCGGCGCGGGAGAGGGGGAUGCCGCCGCCGAAGCACGCGGCGAGCAACGCGGAGACCUUUGACGAGUUUUUUCAGGAACGGAGUGUGUACGGUUCCGCGGGUGCGCGGAACAAGCAGAAGGAAGCGGCGAAACGGUCGAACGAGGUGAAAAUGCAAGACGAAAGGGUGGAGAACGCGAAGGAGGAUGUGGUUUUGGCAGCGAAAAAUGCGAAUGUUGCGGCCUCACCAGAAUCCACUAGUCGAGUUGGGCCAGAAAGUGCUCCACCUGCAGCUCCAACAUCCGUGUGGCGCGCGACGUCUAAAACAUCAAAUGACGGCUCUGCUGCCAGUCGUGAUGGUGGUCCUGCUCUUGUUGCCGGAGGAGCGGGGGGAGGUCAAAGUAGCCCAACACCAGGUGCAACUGGAGGUUCUUCAACAGGAACACCUCCUGCCGGUGGUACUGCAACGGAACCGGCCGCCGCCGCAGUUCCGCCACCGUCAACGCCAGCCGAAAAAGCGGCCGCAGCAAAGCAGCUCGGCGCCGCAGAAAAACCAGAAGAAACUGCAGGAGCAGCAACUGGGGCACACCAGCACCACCACAACCGUCAUAACCACCAUCGCGCCGAUGGCAUUGCCAGGAAAAAUGCCGAACCAAGUGGGGAUCAUCUUGACACAGCGACGUUGAGUCACGUUCGUGAGCAACAUGAGCAUGACAAGCACCAACAUAACCCCCAUGAGCACCACAAGCAUCACAACGCUAACGACGAGGACUCAGACGAUACCGCAGGGACAGAUUCUGAGACCGAUUCCGAUGUGGACGAUAUCAAAUGUAAAAAUGUUUGGGUCUGGAAAAAUGCAAGUUUGUCAUGCUUGUCUGGCAUGAUUCGAGAAUCUGUGUUGCAUAGGCACGAAAAGACGCUCUUGCCUAUCAUGCAAAAACGCUGUUUGCCAUGCGGAAUACGUAAGACAUGGCAGCCAAAAAAUUUGUCAUGCAUAGGAGCUGCGUACUGCAGUGCGUCUAUCAUUCAUUUUUAGCAUUACAAGUUUCCAGACCGAGACACUUUUGCACUUGAUAGACGAGCACGGCGAGAAAAUCGACUACGACAGAACAGACAACUAUCCAGGAAAAAACACCCAUCCCCAUCCAUUUUUUGCAUGACAGAUAGUGGAUUUUAUGCAUGCUCUGCAUGACAAAUUGGAUGGGGAUGGGUGUUUUUUCCUCGAUAACAACGGCAAAAAGGUCCACACACAGGAGCAGCAGCCGGCGGCCGAGGCGCUUGCGCCGAGUGGAGGCGGUGCGGGAUCUACUUCGGGAUCUUCGCCUACAACCUCUGGUGCAUCUGUGCCUCGUCCACCGCCACAAGAUGGAACUGCAGGAACAGGAAUAG
Messenger RNA from Amoebophrya sp. A120, 6301 nucleotides. NCBI's taxonomy places the organism in Eukaryota, Dinophyceae, Syndiniales, Amoebophryaceae. The record is from the annotation of a GenBank genome assembly.